CAUAAAGACCAAUGAAAGCGCAUAACUCUGGGUCACGUGCUUCCGUUCCCAUUAGCAACCGGAGGCUUCUAAACAACCCGCCCGCCCUGCUCAUCUUCUAAGAUCCAGCCACCCUCAACGAUCCCGGCUUUGGCGAGGCUCUACCCGGCCUCUCCUGCUCUCUAGGCUGCUGACCUCCGCCCGCCACCAUGGCAGAGUUGGGCCUAAAUGAGCACCAUCAAAAUGAAGUUAUUAAUUAUAUGCGUUUUGCUCGUUCAAAAAGAAGCUUGAGACUCAAAACUGUAGAUUCUUGCUUCCAAGACCUCAAGGAGAGCAGGCUGGUGGAGGAGACCUUCACCAUCGAUGAAGUCUCCGAGGUGCUGAAUGAGUUACAGGCCGUGGUCCACAGUGAAGUGGAGUCUGAGCUCAUCAACACAGCCUACACCAACGUGUUACUCCUGCAGCAGCUUUUCUCACAGGCUGAGAAAUGGUACCUCAAACUGCAGACAGACAUCUCUGAACUUGAAAACAGAGAAUUAUUAGAUCAAGUUGCAGAAUUUGAAAAAGCGGAAUUUACAUCUUCAAAUAAAAAGCCCAUCAUAGAAGUCAUAAAGCCAAAACUUGCUCCACUUAAUGAAAGCGGCACAGCAGAACUCCUAAACAAGGAAAUUUUAAGACUUCAAGAAGAGAAUGAGAAGUUGAAGUCAAGGCUGAAGACCAUUGAAAUACAGGCUACCAGUGCACUGGAUGAGAAGUCAAAGCUGGAAAAAGCUCUGCGGGACUUACAGCUUGAUCAAGGAGACCCAAAGGAUUCUGUACAAGCUCAAGACUUGAGUCACUUGGAAAAUACAGUUGCUGCUCUAAAGAGUGAGUUUCAGAAGACACUUAAUGACAAGACACAAAACCAGAAGUCCCUGGAGGAGAAUUUAGCAACAGCUAAGCACGACCUACUCAGGGUUCAGGACCAGCUGAGCAUGGCUGAAAAGGAAUUAGAGAAGAAAUUCCAACAAACAGCAGCUUAUCGAAACAUGAAAGAGAUUCUCACCAAGAAGAAUGACCAAAUCAAAGACCUGAGAAAGAGACUGGCAAAAUAUGAACCUGAAGAUUAAAAAAGUUGAUUUCACCUGGAAGCUGCACAACAUGAAAUACAAGCUGUUUUUCAACUUCAGGCAUGUAUUUCGAAGCAGUUUGUUAUAUUCACUCUUUAUUUUUCUAAUAUUUAGACAUUGCUUCUAAUAUUUAGAACUAAAGUUCCUAUUUUCAGUUGCCUAAUUGAGAAGAAAACAUACUGAUUCUGGCCAGUCAUCCCAAACCCCUCUCUGCCAAGUGCCCCAUCUUAGUUCCUCUGCAGAGACAAUUCUUCAUAGCAAAGAAGAGAUUUUCAGAGUGGAAAGAAGAGUCAUAGCCUUUUGCACUGGUAUAAAGACUAUACCUUUUUAAUGAAUAUUAAACAUCUAUCCUUGUGCAUUCCCCAGGGUAAACAUUAAAUAAUUAUUAAAGACAGUUAUUAUUUAAAAAGCCCUAUUUUUAAAAAUAAAAUCUAAAUUAAUUUUCUCUAUUUGAUCAUCUAAAAAGUAUUAAUUUACUGAAAAUGUGAAUACCACCUCUUACAGGCAACAUUUUUAUUAAUUAUUAGGAAAAUUAACAGUGAACGUGAGGAUUCACUUAACUUCCUCUGUUUCUAUACAAAUGCCAUGUUUAUCAGAGGAGGCCCAGAAACUUUUUGCAGCACAACUUACCACCAGUCUGUAUUUCUGAUGGAGAAGUCAAAUCCAUCCAUCUGAUGGAGAAGUCAGAUCCAGAAAGUACUGAAUUUACAAUAACCUUUAUGUUACUUUCCAGAAUAUUCUUUUUAAUUAAAUAAGAGCAUUCUUUAAAAGACUUACAUUCAACAUAUAAUCAGUCACCAGUUCUCAGACUCAACUUUUGGUUAUAGUUUAUUUUUAUGCAUAUAUAGUAAUUCCAUUUUCAGAAAGUUUUGUUUCAAUUUCCAUUGAUUCUGCUUUUUCCUGAGUGAUUAUGGGUAAAUCAUUAGAUAUUGAGUAUCAUAUUUGCAGCCGUGUAACACAACAAAAUCCUAUAAGGAUAAAUGAAAUCCAGAAAGCAGCAAGUGCCUCAGAAUGAAGGCUUACUUGUAAUAUGUUAUUUAUUAAGUAGCUAUUCCUGCUCUCAAAAGUAGAAUGUCAACCCCCAAAUGAGGUCUACUAGGAUAGGUCUAUUAGGAUAGGAUAGGGGAAUGUCAAACCCUAAAUGGUGUCUACUAGGAUAGGUCACUCCACUUACGCAAAGGAAGAUUUUAUUUCCAGAGAAGAGUUUACUGAUUAGAGGGUAAGGCUCCUUAUUUUCACUCAAGCUUUUAAUAUUAGCCUUGAAUUUGUUGGGAUUUUUUUUGUAGUCUUUAUGUUAAAAUAUUGAAGGAACAAAUGAUAAAGGCUAAGAUAAUUUCUCCCUAAAAGAACAGAGAAGACGGUCUUUAAAGGAUGAAUGACUCACAGAAAGGAGGGGGGAAAUCCAAUAAGCCAACAUGUACUGCAUAUUCUUUCUUCACCUACCUCUCACUACCGAGGUCACAAAUUAGCUUCUGUGUCCUUCGAGAACAUUCACUGAGGAUUCUGGUCUGACCCCAUGUUUCUUUAGUGCAAAUGUGAUACUGUCCAGAAACCUGAUACAUAUUUAUGGACGAGGAUAUUCUGUAAAAUUCAGAACUGCACUCUUGAUUAAAUGGCUAGUGUAUCCUUCAGACAUUUAAUUAUUUUCUCCCUACACUUUUCUUAGUUUGCUGCUCAUAGGGACAGAGGAAGGUAUGUUGGGAAACCUCUAUUCCUGAUUAGAAUUUCAACUUACUGUCUUUGAUAGCAAUUUUAAAAUAUUCUUUAUAAUGUGUUCCAGUUCAGUAAACAUUCUGAAAGAUUUCUGAAACCUGAAAACCUAACUAUACAAGAUUAAACAAAUAUAAUAACCGUUGGCAUAAAUCAACAUGAUGAUUCUUUCAUAUACAAAAUACAUCUUGUGUUCUAGUUUCAUCACCGUAUGUUUUGUUUUUAAUUUAUGUCUUCAUGUAUGAGCUUUAAAUUUUUAUUUUUUGAGUAGAUUGAAGAUUUAUCUCAUUUAACAGAGAAAAAAAAUCCUUUUAUUGUAGGUAUGUCUAUAUAUUUUAGGUCUCUAAGAAUGGUGGCUCCAGCCUUGGAGGCGCUGUCAGUAUGCUAACUGGACAGACAGUCUGGGCAUUGGUGGCUUUUGUAGUGGAGCCUUGGUUCCCCUUAAAAAUACAAGGCUCCCUCUAAGCUAUGACUUAAAGCAUUUGUGGACAAAAGUAAAAUAUAAAGGAUUUUUGUUAUUUUUCCUGUUCAACAUUUAAGUGUUCAUUUUUUAUUAUAUAUGACAUGCUGAGUCUAUAGCAAAUAAAUGUUUCUGAGCACCUGUUGUGUCGUAUGUCACU
Molecule: messenger RNA, 3418 nt
Organism: Talpa occidentalis (Iberian mole)
Lineage: Eukaryota; Metazoa; Chordata; Mammalia; Eulipotyphla; Talpidae
Gene: LZTFL1
Product: leucine zipper transcription factor like 1
Exons: 10
Coding region: 189-1088 (299 amino acids)
Biological process (GO): negative regulation of protein localization to cilium
Cellular component (GO): cytoplasm
Source: RefSeq, a predicted model, not a curated record